This is a messenger RNA of Acanthosepion pharaonis, 660 nucleotides long. Lineage: Eukaryota; Metazoa; Mollusca; Cephalopoda; Sepiida; Sepiidae. The record is from the annotation of a GenBank genome assembly.
AUGACUCUUGCGCCUUGUGAGACUGUUUAUAUCUAUCUAUCUAUCUAUCUAUCUAUGUCUAUCUAUCUGGCGAGGUGGGUAUACAAUAUCUAUCUAUCUAUCUAUCUAUCUAUCUAUCUAUCUAUCUAUCUAUCUAUCCGCUGGUUCAUUCCGCAUCGUUUAGUUAUUGACCCUUUUCUUUCAGUUUUCGCCCCUGCCCCGUUGCAUUUGUUCGUCUUCCUCUGUUUUCGAUGCGAAUUUCUUCCUCACCGACAUUUUCAACUUCAUCCCUUAAUUCACGUCUUUUCUCUACCUUUUCAUCGUUUCUUUUCUUGCAUGGAUCGAUACCCGUUUGCUUCUUUUUUUCAAGAAUUGUAUUUUUUUAUCUUCCUUUUUCUUUCUUAUUUAGUUUCGUUUCCUUCUUUCAUUUAUUUUUCUUUAAUUCCUCCCCCCUUUCUUUCUUUCAUUGCAUCUUUUCUUCUCCCUUUAAUAUUUCUUUUUUUUUAUUAUUCCUUUUCUUUUUUUUCUUUCUUUCAUUCAUUCAUUAAUUAUUUCUUAUUUUCCUUCUUUCUUAUUAUUUCUCUUUCAUUCAUUUUUCUUUUUUUUCACCCUCUUUCUUUUUUUUUUCUUUUCUGUGCUUCGUUCUCUCUUAGUUGCCCGAAGGAGGUAAAAGUUAAUUAA